CUUCCACCAAAGUCACUUGCAGUCACUGUUGUCCCUCUUGCUUUCUGUCUGGACCUGACCAGGGACCCCUGCAACUCAGCUUCCCCCCACGAAGACCCCGGAGAUCUCCAGACAACUGUUUCUCUACUCCUCCGCUCCCUUUGCGCCUCCGACAGCACAUGGGGCACUGACCCACCCUGCUCCAAGAUGCUGGUGGCCUCUCCCUCCACGCCGUCUGGAGGACGGACCCCCAGUGCCGUGGAGAGGCUGGAGGCCGACAAAGCCAAGUACGUCAAGACCCACCAGGUGAUAGUACGUCGCCAGGAGCCAGCCCUGCGCGGAGGCGGGUCGGGGCCGCUCACCCCGCACCCCUGCAACGAGCUGGGAUCCCCGGCCUCGCCCAGGACACCCGGGCCCGCCCGUCGGGGCAGCGGCCGACGGCCCCCGAGGCCCGACUCCCUCAUCUUCUACCGCCAGAAGCGGGACUGCAAGGCUUCGGUGGUGAACAAAGAGAACGCCAAGGGCCAGGGGCUGGUGAGGCGCCUCUUCCUGGGCGCCCCCCGGGACACUGCCCCGAGUCACCCGGCGCCCGCCGCCGACCGACCGGCCGCGGCUCCGCCCGAGGUCGCCGCGGAGGCGGCGGCGGCGGCGGCGGGGAAGCGGGCGCUGUGCCCGUCGUGCUCGCUGCCGCUGUCGGAGAAGGAGCGCUUCUUCAACUACUGCGGCCUGGAGCGCGCGCUGGUGGAGGUGCUGGGCGCCGAGCGCUUCUCCCCGCAGAGCUGGGGCGCCGACGCCAGCCCGCUGCCCGGAGCCCCGCCGCCGCCGCCGCCGCCACCCGGCUCCGGGGACACGAGCGACUGGACAUCGAGCGGCGGGGGCGCCGGGGACGGCGCGGGCGGCGGCGGCUCGGAGGCGGCGGGCUCGGCCCGCGAAGGGCGACCCCCGGUGUCGGUGGUGGAGCGCAACGCGCGCGUCAUCCAGUGGCUGUACGGAUGUCAGCGCGCACGCUGCCCGCCGCGGGAGUCCGAGGUGUGA
This is a messenger RNA of Jaculus jaculus (lesser Egyptian jerboa), 1014 nucleotides long. RefSeq names its product family with sequence similarity 110 member D (gene Fam110d). The record is from RefSeq and is a predicted model, not a curated record. NCBI's taxonomy places the organism in Eukaryota, Metazoa, Chordata, Mammalia, Rodentia, Dipodidae. Bases 187 to 1014 code for a protein of 275 amino acids. The transcript is spliced from 2 exons.